Molecule: messenger RNA, 1630 nt
Organism: Helianthus annuus (common sunflower)
Lineage: Eukaryota; Viridiplantae; Streptophyta; Magnoliopsida; Asterales; Asteraceae
Product: protein trichome birefringence-like 12
Exons: 5
Coding region: 237-1418 (393 amino acids)
Cellular component (GO): Golgi apparatus
Molecular function (GO): O-acetyltransferase activity
Source: RefSeq, a predicted model, not a curated record
GGUGUGUUCCUGGAACCUCAGUCAUACUAGCGGCGAUUUGCUCUUGGAGAGUUGAAGGUACUCAAAUCUACGGGUGGCUGUAACCCAGAUCCAUACCAUCAUUCAUUCAUCACCCCAACCCUAAUCGCUAUCAGCCUAAAGGUGAAUUCGUAUUCGUUCAGUUAAUCAAAAUAAAAACCGAUAACUGUACUACUGAUGAACUUCUGAGUUGCAUUUGUGAUGAUUAACACAACAAGAUGGGUGCAAAGCUAAAGCUACCUUCUUCAACUCUGUUUAUAUGGUUAAUCAUCUCCACCUGUGCACUCACUAUCUUCUACUCCAAACUUGUCCCAUCCUCAUCGCCACCCCUGGUACCUUGUAAUCUGUUUGCCGGAAAAUGGGUGAUUGACCCCAACCGUCCACGCCCCAUCUACGACGAGACCUGCCCUUUUCACAGAAACGCCUGGAAUUGCCUUAGAAACCAGAGAGAUAAUAUGGAGGUCAUUAAUUCUUGGAAAUGGGUACCAGAAGAUUGCGAGCUGAAUGAGAUUGAUCCUCUUGAGUUCAUGGGGGUGAUGAGGGACAAGAGAAUCGGGUUUGUUGGGGAUUCUUUGAACGAGAAUUUUCUGGUAAGUUUGUUGUGUAUACUUCGGGUUGCUGAUACGGGUGCCAAGAAAUGGAAGAGGAAAGGGGCUUGGAGAGGGGCUUAUUUCCCCAAAUUCAAUGUCACUGUUGCCUAUCAUCGUGCGGUUUUGUUAGCAAAAUACCAGUGGUCUGAGGGAGAUGAAGUGAAGGGCGUACAUCGUGUAGAUGUGGAUAUUCCCGCAAAAGAUUGGGAGGAUAUUGGCGGCUUCUAUGAUAUUCUCAUUUUCAAUACCGGACACUGGUGGGGCUAUGAUAAGUUUCCGAAAGAGUCACCUCUUGCUUUUUAUCAAGGGGGGAAGCCAAUAGUUCCUGCUCCUGAUAUGUUGGAGGGGCUUCAGAUUGUUGUAAAAAACAUGGCUGCUUACAUACAAAAAGAAUUCCCUAAGACACUUAAAUUUUGGCGCCUGCAAUCACCUAGACACUUUCAUGGCGGUGACUGGAACCAAAAUGGCAGUUGCUUGUUCGACAAACCCCUUGAGGAUUCCGAGCUUGACUUGUGGUUUGACCCCAGCUACAAUGGAGUGAACAAAGAGGCAAGAGUAAUAAACGAGCUGAUCAUUAAGGCACUGCAAGGCACGGAUAUUGAAGUGCUUGACCUGACUCAUUUGAGUGAGUUCAGAGCAGAUGCCCAUCCUGCCAUUUGGUUGGGAAAGAAAGAUGCUGUGGCUGUUUGGGGUGAGGACUGCAUGCAUUGGUGCCUACCCGGUGUCCCAGACACCUGGGUCGACAUCUUGUGGCAACAUGUGCAUUAUAGAUUAGGACAACCGGUUCCUGAGAAUAAGCAUGUUGUUUGAUUGGAUCAAGCAUGGCCUUUACAAGUGUGGAAAGAUGCUUUGUUGACAGGGCCAACUGUACUCAUCAGAUUGUUUGAUGUUCUAGACUCAGAAGAAGAAAGGAUGUAUCAUUUAUUUAUUUAUUGUUAGAUAAUUUAAACUUUCAAUCAUCCGUGUAGUGUGGUGCAUUGAAAUUACUUGCAGCAGCUUUUGUUAGUCCGCUCUUUUCGUUA